Molecule: messenger RNA, 585 nt
Organism: Diatraea saccharalis (sugarcane borer)
Lineage: Eukaryota; Metazoa; Arthropoda; Insecta; Lepidoptera; Crambidae
Source: the annotation of a GenBank genome assembly
AUGUUUCUUGCAAUUCUGCUUUAUACUGUUCAGUUCGCCACGCCAUCACCACUUUUCCCUGAGCAUGUAGACCUACAGAAAAUUGGGGAGGUGAUAUUAAAAAAUGAGAUAUACAACAUUCUGAAACCUACCACUCAUAUUAUAACGGAUCACUUUAAAGAUGUCAUGCUUCGAAGAGAUACUAAUACGAUUCCGUCGAAAAGAGUUUUUAUUGACAAGAAUGGCUUUAGACAUUACUGGAGUGGUUUCGAAGAAGAAGAACCUUUGAGGAAAUUCACUUUACGAAGUAAUGACACUGUUAAAGGAAAUCAAACUGAUAUAUCUGCAGUUAAAGAAGCUAGCAGUACAACAGUCGAUGGAAAAGAAAAUAAUACAUUAACUGUUAAUGAUAAAAAGAAACGUCCGAAAAGAUUAAAAGAUAUUCCCUUAGAACCCGUGACGCCGAGUAGUAUAAUUCUCAGGCAAUCUGAUGCUGGCAAAACUAUGACUAUAGCAAAAACUACAUUCUACUGUCCCUUUAUAGGAGUUUUGACGAUGACAUCACGCUUAGAUUAGAAAUACGUAGUUACUUAGAGAACUCAACAA